AGAUUCUUAAAAGAAACAUAAUUUUGGGAAAUAGAUGCAUCAGCUUUUUAGGAAUUGUCUGAUAAAAUGAUAUUGCGAUAAAUUUCCCAAUAUUUGAUAACUUAUUGUGGGUUUUUGUUUUCCUGAAGUGUAAAAUCAAUAUUAUUACAGUUGGAAGGAGUCAUACAACCAAGGAUUUUCUAGAUCUUUACAUUUUUCAUCUUUGUAAUGAGCAGCUGACUAGAGAAAAAACGGAGAAAAGAAAAAUCUUGUGCAUUUUCUUACCAUAUUUUCAUAAUUUAUAGAAUAAAUUAUGAUUAUAUGUAUAUUGAAGACUAUCUCGUACAAAUUCUUUACACAAUAAAUCAUCUUUAUUUUUCAACGUGUCGAGAAUCAUGAGUUCUCAUGUGGACAAGUUUCAAGAAGCUUCCAAAAAAGUAAAAACUUUGAAAAAGGAGCCAGGAAACGAUGUGAAACUAAAUCUUUAUGCUUUAUACAAGCAAGCCACAGAAGGAUCUUGUAAACAACCUAAACCAUCAAUGUUUGAUCUUGUUGGAAAAGCUAAAUGGGAUGCCUGGGUUUCUCUUGGAACAUUGUCACAAGAUGAUGCCAGAAAGCAAUAUGCUGCUUUGGUAGAUGAACUUUUGAAUGCAGAACAAUCACAAGAAAAAGUUGAAUUUGCUGCUGGUGAUAAUAAAUAUGAGGGACUGAUUUUUAAUCCUGGGAAGGACAUUACAGAAAUAAUUUUCAACCGUCCCAAUAAAAGAAAUGCCAUAACAACACAAAUGUAUAGAGAUAUUGUAUCUGCUCUUAAAGAAGCAACUGAGAGUGAAGCUGCUGUUACAGUUCUUACUGGUAAAGGGGAUUAUUACAGUAGUGGCAAUGACCUCAGCAAUUUUGCAUCAAUUCAGGGUGAUGUUUCUACAGCUGCAAAAGAUGGAGCAGAACUUCUCAGGGAUUUUGUGGCUGCGUUUAUAGAUUUUCCUAAAAUUUUGGUUGCUGCUGUAAAUGGUCCAGCUGUUGGAAUUCCAGUUACACUUUUGGGAUUGUGUGAUGUUGUUUAUGCAUCUGACAAAGCUACAUUCCAUACACCUUUCAGUCUGUUAGGGCAAUCACCAGAAGGUUGUUCAACUUACCUGUUUCCAAAAAUCAUGGGAUAUUCAAAGGCCAACGAAAUACUUCUUUUUAGCAAGAAAUUUACUGCUGCUGAAGCCAAAGAGCUAGGACUUGUUUCUGAAGUUUUUCCUCAUGAAACGUUCCAAGAAGAUGUGAAGAAAAAAUUAGAAUUCCUCUCUGAAGCGUCUAAAAAUUCCAUGAUAUAUGCAAAGGAACUGAGUCGGAAUUUAGAAAGAUCAAUUUUACACAAAGCAAAUGAGACAGAAUGUGAAAGACUCGUUGAAAGAUGGCAGUCACCCGACUGCAUGGAGGCUCUAAUGAGAUUUUUUCAAAGAAAAUCAAAAUUGUAGAUUUUAAUGUGUAUUAUUUCUUUUAUCAUUUUAUAUUUUUAUAUAAUUUUAUUAAGAUUAUUUAAUAAGCAAAGUAUUUUUUAAAAAUUUCAUAAUUCAUCUUGAAAAUAUUGAUUGAUAUAUUUUAUCUAAAAAAUUAUUAUGAAAUCGUCUAAUUUGAAACAGUUUUAUCAAUCAAACUGUGAAAAUCGUGUGAAAAAAACAACAAUCAUAUUUUUAGUUCUAAACCUCCUACAAAAUUGACCCUUUUUCUUUAUGUUCUAUAUAUAAACUGUGGUUUCUUCAUACUCAUUUGAUAAGUAAAUAUAAUAGAGACUAGGAUUCCCAUUUAUGAAAUGAUUCUACUUAUUUUCCUAAUCUUCUAUCCUCAAGGUAGACAUCGAGCAGAUGAUUAUUUUAUUUUACCCUCUAAAUGUAUAAGCAAUGCUGUUGUAUUUAAAAAAAAGUCUGUAAACAAACAAAAAAAACAUCAAAUUUUUUUGCCUGUUUUAAAACCCUGUUAUAAAUUGUCUGAUACAAAUAUAACUAUUAGUUUUGCUUCAAUGAAGCAUUCUAUAUGUAGCUACUAUCUCGUCAAACAUCACACCCAGUCAUUUCCAUGGAUUUUCACCUUGGUUAGGUGUUUAUUUACUUUUUGAACCUGCUUUUCUCUGAAAUAGGUUUUCCAUUGUUUGAUCAUAUUCCUUUUUGAAACUACAUAAAGGCUGUUUUGAUGCAGACUUCAUAAGUUUGAACUGUAGUCAAAUCACCUGAGCUCCACCUGAAUCAGUACUUCCUCAUCAAACUUCUGCAUCAUACCAGCAUUAAGAUAUUUAACCCAUGAUGAAUUUGAUAUGCUGCAGGCCAGUAUAUAUGGUGAAUCUUUCAUAAAAUCGUCUAGGGUUUAUGACUCUUUGCAUUGAGACUCUGCCAUAAAUUUGAGAUGGAAAAUCUUAUUAUAUAAAUCAAAAUUAUAGACUCUCUUCUGAUUUAUUUUUGGAUAGAAAAAUUUUAUUUACUUGCGUUCAAAUUAUACUUGGAAAACAAAAGUGCAGUUUAUAAAUAUAUGUGAAUAGAUUAAAAACCAUUAUUUAAGAGCUUACAGGAGCUUAUUCCACAGUGCAAAUGCAUAGUUUUUGAAUGUUUAAUUUUUCUUUUCAUAUUAUUACUUUUUAUGAACUUACUUUUGCUGUAUAUUCAUUGAAAUGUUUAUUAAAAGUUAUUAAAUGUUUCUUUCUCUUUUUAGUAUUUAAUUUUUUUUAAUUGUCAAUUUCAAUGCAAAGUUAGAUUUUUUUUUUUUUUUUUUUUUCCCCCUUGGAAACUGUUUCUAAUGUUUUAUAAUUUUGUUUUGUCUUCCUUCAAAUGAUUAUUUUAUAAUUGUUGAGUAAUUUUGAUUGAAUAAAUUACUGUAUUGAAUUAU
Messenger RNA from Argiope bruennichi, 2844 nucleotides. RefSeq names its product enoyl-CoA delta isomerase 2-like. Lineage: Eukaryota; Metazoa; Arthropoda; Arachnida; Araneae; Araneidae. The record is from RefSeq and is a predicted model, not a curated record. The transcript is spliced from 11 exons. The coding region runs from base 375 to 1445 and encodes 356 amino acids. Gene Ontology annotation, molecular function: fatty-acyl-CoA binding.